AUGGAUGAUCGACAGGUACAAAUGACAGGAGUGACCAAACCGCUCUUCAAUCACAUCAUCUGUAAAUCCUGCUGCCUGACUUCAUUCGGCGUGCACGGUCUGCGCGCUCACGUCACGCAGCGGGCCAGGCACGCGCGGAGGCACGAGACUAGUCACUGCGGCGCGCGAGCCAAAGCGGCGACUGUGCGAGACGAGGCGGCCAAGUGGCGACAUUUUGGACUGUCUGGGACCAGACUGAAGCUGGGGAAAUUAAAGGUUGUGCGGCGGCAGCUGCUGCAAAGGUAUGAACACCAGCCCUUCGUUUCCUGUCUGGCUGGCCUUUAUGGUUGCCAAUGGAGACGAUAUCAGAGAGCUCGGGCCCAGCCGGGAGAGUGCUGCUGCAGCAAGGUGGAGUGUGGGAGCUUUGGCCUCCUGAUCCUCACCUUUUUUUUGUCUCUAGUGUUUCUUUAUUUCUGGAUUGAAGCUCAAAAUGACUACAAUGACUUUGACUGGUUCAACUUUGGCACUUUGGGCUUCUGGUUCCCCUGGUCUUUAGUCUUGCUGGUUGUGGCUGCUGCACUCUUCACAUACAUUGCACUAUUACUGGUGUUGGCUGUGUGUCUGUUGUCAGAGGGUCAAAGGUUAUACCUUCACUGGAGCCACAAGACUGGUAUCAUAGUGACGUUGGUGUUCUCUGCAAUUGCCACGGCCAUCUUGUCUGACCUCUGGAGCAAAGAAUGGACAACUCUCCUUCUUUCCCUGCAGGUUACAGCACCUGUCCUACAUGUAGCUGCAGUUUCACUGAUGGCCAUCAUCUCCUGGCCGAUAGCUUUGCACUUCUUCCGCAUGAACAACAGAGCGCGUCAGGUGGCAGUUCUGGGUGUCUACCUGUCCGGGCUUUUCUCCCUCUACCUGGUCCCUCUAGGAAUGUACUCUCCCUGCAUUAAAGACUCAGGAACGCUGGGAGCCGCCCCAAUGCUCAUUGGUCACCGAGGAGCACCGAUGAUGGCUCCAGAGAACACGCUGAUGUCUUUUGAGAAGGCGGUGGAAGCUGGAGGAGACGGACUAGAGACUGAUGUUACCAUCAGUUAUGACGGUGUUCCCUUCCUGAUGCAUGACUCUACUUUGAGGAGAACCACGAACAUUGCAGAGGUUUUCCCAAACCGAACGUACUUUGACGCCUCCAUGUUCACCUGGGCAGAGCUUCAGCAGCUGAAUGCCGGAGACUGGUUCUUAUCUAGGGACCCAUUUGGAACAGUGUCUUCUUUAACCGAGGUGGAUCGCAACCAAGCCAAGAACCAGUCCAUUCCCUCCCUGGCACAGUUUCUGCAGGUAGCAGCUCGAAGUGGCAGACAAGUGCUGUUUGACCUGCGCAGACCACCUUUUGGUCAUCCCUACUGUCAUUCAUACAUCAACAUCACACUGCAGGUGGUGCUGAACAACAUCAACUCAUCUCAGGUGCUGUGGCUUCCAUCUCAGGACAGGGAGCUUGUCCAGGCUGUGGACCCAGAGCUGCAGCAGACUUCUGGACAAAGAUGGUCCAUUCAGGAGCUGUUAGAUGGUCACAUUACUACUCUAAAUCUCCACUACAGCAGCAUGUCACAGGAGCAGAUCAGCAAAUACCGCUCUGUGAAUAUCAGCACUAACCUGUAUGUGAUCAGCCAGCCAUGGCUCUACACUCUGGCCUGGUGUGCUGGAGCUCAAUCUCUUACCACCAACUCCAUCCACAUCUUGUCCAACAUUGACAAGCCUCUCUUCCUCAUGACCCCUGAGGAAUAUACUCUGAUGUGGAUCCUAACUGAUGCUGUUUCUGCAAUACUCAUCAUCUCAAUUUUCAUUUUCCAUUGGUGGAGAGAGAGAGGCCUGCCCUUCCUGUCAGGUAGUCGUCAGACUCAUGAGAAUGGACCAUACAGCAAAUUUAGGACUGAGCUCAGCGAUGUCUGGUCCAUCUCUGGUGUCAACGUUCAGCCCGAACAGCACAGCACGCCCACUUUACACACUAACCCCCACCUGCCCACCAUCACAGAGGAGUGACAGAAAUGCACAUAAUAGUUAUCAUUAUGUUAUAUUUUUUUCAUUUUAACUGAAAUCUUAAGCACAGUGUAACUUAGCCAGAGAUGUUUCUGAUAUUUUGCCACCAAAAGUGUGGCGAUAUGCAGCAGUGUGGGCUUUUUUUUUUAAACACCUUUCACCUUUCAGAUGACUGCCUCCAUCUGCUGAGCCCAACAUCAUGCACUUAAAUACCAAGUGGGACGGUCCAAAGACUUCCGAGCUCAUUAAUCCCACAACUUUUUCCACACUAGCUGCUCUGAUACGCUUGAACUUUUUUAAUGGUGAGCUCAGCCACAAGACAAUGAUAUCUCACUUUUACAGUGGACGAAACCAAACAUUCACCAGCUGUCUCACAUGGACAAGUGAAAGUGAGACUCAGAGAGAGUCAAAGCUGAUGAUAUAAAGUGGAAUUGUGCUCCAGGAGAAGUUAAAACAGACAAGACCUUCUCAGUUGGACUUUUACUUUUCUUUUUCAGAUGUACAGGUGCCCAGAGAAUUUUAAUUAUUGUGUGAUUUGUUGAUGGCAGAUGGAUUGACUGACAGAAUGAAUGUACCACGAGGAUCUCAAAAAGGUAUCUCUGGUUGUGGACUUUGUAUUCAACUAAAUUUGUGGAGGCCAUAUUUGUAAAAAUGUAUUCUGAGGGUUGGUCUGACAUUUCAGUUUGCUGCUAGGCGAGUGCCAAAUGUUUGAGAAUGAAGUCCAACAUGCUUUUUCUGUUGUGAGAAUGAAGUCCAACAUGCUUUUUCUGUUGGCAGUGAACACAGCAUCUUCAGUGACAUUUAUUUUGUGUUGUCCCAACCUAAGUCAACCGUUAAACGUGUCCCAACCUUUCAUUGGAAUGACUUCUGUGAGAUGUUUAGGGAUGUGUCUGCAAGUGCUGGACAUGAAGAAGGAAGUGAGAAAGUAAGUGCAAUUACUUAAAGAUUCAAAACCAAUGGGUAAAGCGUACAAAGGCGGAGGUUAGUUUAUUGAAAUUAGCCACAGGGACCAGGAAUUUUAUUUCAGUAUUGAAAUUAGCCACAAGGAAACUUUAGACCGGGAAUUUUAUUUUAGUAUAAUAGUUUCUGUUAGGAAUACAUUUCUUAAUUUUAGCCACAAGAAACACCAAGUAGACCCAAGAGUUUAAUUUCAGUAUAACAGUUUUCGUUAGGAAUACAUUUCUCAGUUGUCUUUAUAGCCGGAAUGUUUUUCUUCCCGUUAAGGAAGAGCUAAAUACAGCGUAGAGAAGAUGCAUAAAAGCUUUACAUUCAGAGAUGUUUUGCCAUAUCCUGCUUAAAGAGAACAGCUCUCUUAAAUGUGUUAUAUUUAACAGUGUGGCUCAGUUGCUAGAGCAGCAGUCCAGAAACUCAAGGGUUUCUGCUACAAAUCCAGCUUCUGCCAUCCUAGUCACUGGCGUGUCCUGGGGCAAUACUCUUCACCCACCUUGCUCCCAGUGCCCCCCACACUGGUGUAUUAGUAUUUGGUGGUGGUCAGUCUACCCCUGGGCAGCAGUGGCUAAGAAAGCAGAUUACCACCAUCACUGUGAAUGUGGGCAGAAUGAAUGAUGGGUUCUCAGUGCAACACGCUUUUGAGUCACUAGAAAAAAGCACUAUAUAAAUCAAACCCAUUUAUUUAUUUUUCAGUGCAUAUUACAAACCCCAAAUUAUUUGACUGUAUUGAGCAAAAAUUAAAAAUUUGACCCAUUUUUGCUGUUUUGUUCAAAUGCUGAAUGAUGAUAUUGGUACAUUGUGAAAAAGUCUGAAUUCUAAAUUCUGAUUGUCUUUGUCAACUGUUAUUAAAACAAAAUGUGGUUGCUGGGAAAA
Molecule: messenger RNA, 3834 nt
Organism: Nerophis ophidion (straightnose pipefish)
Lineage: Eukaryota; Metazoa; Chordata; Actinopteri; Syngnathiformes; Syngnathidae
Gene: gdpd4a
Product: glycerophosphodiester phosphodiesterase domain containing 4a
Exons: 18
Coding region: 1-2013 (670 amino acids)
Biological process (GO): lipid metabolic process
Cellular component (GO): membrane
Molecular function (GO): glycerophosphodiester phosphodiesterase activity
Source: RefSeq, a predicted model, not a curated record